AAAUUAUUUUUUAAAUUAUCAGAAAAGGUAGGACUUAGGAUGUGAUAAAGUAAUAAUAUAUAUUAUACAUGCUGAGAAUUCCAAUGGUUGAAGAAAGUGGCAAAUUUGGCAAAGGGCAGGUUACAGCUGGUGUCUGCAGUAAACCCUUCAUCCUUCAUCACAAAAACCGCAUCUUUUUUCUCCUUUACAGCUUCUUCACCUCUUCCCAAGGCUUUGUUUCCACCCACCAUUUUCCUCUUCCUUCUCAGUUCCCCACGAUUCUUUAUUCAUAUCAAAUCGACACUUAAUGCAAACAAAAAACUACAAAUAUUUGUUGAUUAUAUUACUAGAGAGAACGUAAUAUAGAUUAUAUAGUUUCUAUAGUACACUUCUCUAAACACAUAAUCAUAAUAAUUAAUAAAAGGAGAGUUUUGUUUGUAGCUUUCUAUAACAAAUUUAAAGUAUUCCAUUUUUUUCUUCCCUCAAAUUCAUCAUAUAAAAUCCCCAUGUCCCAGCUCUAAUUCUUACUGCAUUCUUUCAUCAUCAUGACAACUUCUGUUUUGCUGAACUUUCUAAUUUCUCUUACCUUUCUCAUGUUUUCCUUGGCUUCUAACUUCUUCCAGGACUUUGAUAUCACAUGGGGAGAUGGGCGGGCCAAGAUUCUUGAGAAUGGUGAGCUUUUGACUCUCUCACUUGAUAAGGCAUCUGGGUCUGGUUUUCAGUCCAAAAGUGAGUAUUUGUUUGGUAAAAUUGAUAUGCAGUUGAAGCUUGUCCCUCGUAACUCUGCUGGCACUGUCACCGCCUACUAUCUUUCCUCAAAAGGGUCGAUGUGGGAUGAGAUUGAUUUUGAGUUUUUGGGUAACUUGAGUGGGGAGCCUUACAUUCUUCACACCAAUGUUUAUAGCCAAGGCAAAGGUGAUAAAGAACAGCAAUUCUACCUUUGGUUUGAUCCCACUGAUGAUUUUCAUACCUAUUCUAUUCUUUGGAACCCCCAACGAAUUAUCUUCUCAGUGGAUGACACACCAAUUAGAGAAUUCAACAACUCAGAAUCAAUUGGUGUUCCAUUUCCAAAGAAACAACCAAUGAGGAUAUACUCAAGCUUGUGGAAUGCUGAUAAUUGGGCCACAAGAGGUGGGCUUGUGAAGAUAGAUUGGACCCAAGCCCCAUUUGUAGCUUCCUAUAGGAACUUCAGUGUUGAUAGUGAUUGUGUUUGGUCUUCGGACUCAUCUUCUUGCACUUCCGUUUCAUCUUCUUCAUCCACAUCUGACCAAUGGAUGUCGCAAGACCUUAACACAAUAAAUCAGAAAAGACUGAAAUGGGUACAAGACAAUUACAUGGUUUAUAAUUACUGCACUGAUUUCAGGAGAUUUCCACAGGGCUUACCGCCUGAAUGUACUCCCUCUCCCUCUGCCACCUAAGAAAGUAACCGUCUUUUAGCUUCAAAGUCAUCCAGUGACCACUCUUGUUUACAUUAUUUCAUUGAUUCGAGUCGUUCUGAGUAGAGACGAAAAUUUUAUACAGCAGAAUUUCUAUGUCACUGCUUCUGCUGCACUGUUUCUGUUCUAGAUCUUAAUCUUCCUAUGAAUGUUCAUAAAAGAAAAGAAACAAAGAGCAAAAUUCCAUUUCUUUUCUUUUUUUAAUUUUUAA
This is a messenger RNA of Cucumis sativus (cucumber), 1626 nucleotides long. RefSeq names its product xyloglucan endotransglucosylase/hydrolase protein 24. Bases 525 to 1397 code for a protein of 290 amino acids. Gene Ontology annotation, biological process: xyloglucan metabolic process; cell wall biogenesis. The record is from RefSeq and is a predicted model, not a curated record. Gene Ontology annotation, cellular component: cell wall; apoplast. Gene Ontology annotation, molecular function: hydrolase activity, hydrolyzing O-glycosyl compounds; xyloglucan:xyloglucosyl transferase activity. Lineage: Eukaryota; Viridiplantae; Streptophyta; Magnoliopsida; Cucurbitales; Cucurbitaceae. The transcript has 3 exons.